AUGCAAUUUCUACGUCAACCGUAUUGGCAGAUUCCAUCUGGUCCAAGCUAUGUCGCUGGGUAUUUCCCCGAGCCUCUUUACAAUCCAAGGAAAAAUGCCUAUCAUGUAUCCGUGCAAUUGUCUCCUCUCCCGAUUACAGUCCUUCCUUUGUCGCUCAAACUGUCAGCGCCUGUGUUGCCACUUCCAGCAGCAGAGUUCUCCAAACUCUUGCAACAACUCAAUAUCGAGGGUCACACGGCGCCGUAUUGGGCGAUCGUGAAUGACCGCCGAGAAGCCCUGUGGGCGUUUAUGGACUUCAUUCCCGAUCCAUCGCUUGCUUUCUAUUCUGAUUUGUAUCUUGCGUGCAUGAUGGUUGGCGACAACACAUUGUUCACGCAGCUGGAAUUGAACGAAAUGUUUAAGUCUCAGUAUAAGUCCUUAAGACAGUUUUUGGGUUGUCCUCCAGACGAGGUUCAGAUACAAGAGCUGAGCAGUGGUCGCUUCGUUGCUUCUUUCUGUGUCAGGAUGUUCCAGAAACGCCUUCGUACUGCAGAUGCAAUUCCCAUAGAAUAUCUUGCCAGGGGUAUGUGGUCGAUAUCACUUCUCUUUCAAGUACUGAUAGGAACGUCCUAUUCACUGCAUGCAGGCCGUAUAUGGACGUUGUGGGUUUAUUUGGGCAGUGGUCGAAAGUGGGUUGCUACUUGUCAACUUGAAGAGCCCAGCUUGCCAGUAGAAGGAAGCAAUCAACUUCGGAUAGAAGCCCACAGAAAGUCGCCUGACUGUGCAACCCCGAAACCUCUAAUCAUUACCUCAGAAUUUUCAAUGAUAUCGGCACCUAGGUAG
Suillus fuscotomentosus is the source of this 822-nucleotide messenger RNA. RefSeq lists its product as uncharacterized. The record is from RefSeq and is a predicted model, not a curated record. The transcript has 2 exons. The coding region runs from base 1 to 822 and encodes 273 amino acids. NCBI's taxonomy places the organism in Eukaryota, Fungi, Basidiomycota, Agaricomycetes, Boletales, Suillaceae.